AUGCACAGUGCUGAGACAUCCUUCCUGGUCAGCUACGAAGGCACUAAGCUCGAAGAAGUCUCCCUUUUCAUGAAUCAAAUAGAUCUUGACGGUGGCCGCGAGCCUGGAUUUGCUGCUGGAAAGUUCCUCUGUGCGGAUGACACUACUCGAGAACUAGCUUUUAUGCGAGUCUAUUACCAGAUUCCUACCUCUGGUACUGAGUGGUCACCCUCUAAAGUCAGAGCUACUCAGGUAGUCCCACCGAUAAAGCUUGCAGAGUUGGUGGCCUUUAAAGCUCUUAUAGAGCAAGAAUGUACUGUCAUUCCUAAGCUCCUAGGGUACCAGGACGGAAAGCAGCUAGGUGAUGGUAUCAUCCCCGUAGGGUUUACUACUAGGAUCGUCUGGAAGAAAGUUGCAGGGGUUCCAUUAUCGCAGAGUUAUUUCUGGAAUCUCGACCAAUUUCAGCGACAACUUAUACGUGAAGAGUUUCGCCGUGUUUAUGAGCGUAUUUCAGGGGUUCGAAUGGCUGUCCCUGUUGACAGUAGGCGCAAAUGGACGGAUACAAGCUAUGUCACAUAUAUGCUAGCUAAAGCGCCUCGCAGGACGGAUUGGUAUGAACACGAGGAAGAGUGGGAGUUCUGA
This is a messenger RNA of Penicillium cataractarum, 621 nucleotides long. RefSeq lists its product as uncharacterized. The record is from RefSeq and is a predicted model, not a curated record. NCBI's taxonomy places the organism in Eukaryota, Fungi, Ascomycota, Eurotiomycetes, Eurotiales, Aspergillaceae. The transcript is spliced from 3 exons. Bases 1 to 621 code for a protein of 206 amino acids.